This is a messenger RNA of Branchiostoma belcheri (Belcher's lancelet), 1552 nucleotides long. RefSeq names its product monoacylglycerol lipase ABHD6-like. The record is from RefSeq and is a predicted model, not a curated record. Lineage: Eukaryota; Metazoa; Chordata; Leptocardii; Amphioxiformes; Branchiostomatidae. The coding region runs from base 268 to 1299 and encodes 343 amino acids. The transcript has 9 exons.
UGACUUCUUUGCUUUGCCUUUUUGUACUCCUACUCCAGAAUUCCAAGGCUACACCGUCACGGGAUCAAAGAUUACAAGUUUUAAGUGGACGAGCACGUGGUCUGCAUGUGCUUUUCCUGUUUACAAAAGAGGGCAGAGUUCACAGCUUCUACUUCCCGGUGUUUUAAAAUACUUGGUGACGACCGGACGUAUUUCGCGAUUUAGCCUUCGGGAGAUCAGAAGUUGUAAGACUUGUUAAGUCAGUGGCCCACGUGGUUGAUUUUAUACAUGUCUGCCCAAAGUGGUGACAGCGCCGACAUGAGCGCCCUCCCCUUCCUCAGGCUGCUGGUGGCCGGGGUCUCCACCCUGACCCUUGUACCGCUGGCUUCUCUCGUCUACUUCUACAACACCAAACCGGAGAUCAUCAUCAGGGCGAUCAGGAAGGCCGUGAUAUGGCGGGCAGGUCUCACCGUCAGGUUUGUGACGGUAGAAGGUUAUAGACUGGCCUAUGCCGAGAGGGGCCGUCCUAGCGACACACAACCGUCCGUCGUUUUCCUUCACGGCUUUUCCACGUCUAAGGACACUUGGGCAAAUUUUAUUAAGGCUCUUCCUCAAAAUCUGCACAUCAUACCGUUAGACCUGCCCGGCCAUGGUGAGUCCGACAGGAACCCUGGCCAGGAUCUGUCUAUGGAGGGCAUGGCCAACACCUUACAUAGGUUUGUGUGUGCCGUUGGUCUCGACCGAAAACCGUUCCACCUGGUGGGCACGUCCAUGGGCGGCGGGAUAGCCGGGCUGUAUGCUGCCGCCUACCGGUCAAACAUCGCACUGCUCACGCUCUUCUGUCCACUCGGAGUGGUGACCCCUGUACACAGCCGUAUGAUGAGGGCAUUCCUGGAGGGUAGGAACAUGCUCGUGCCCAAGACGCUGGACGACUUCCGAGAAAUGACAGAAAUCAACUCCUAUAGAUACAAGAUCGGCAAACUCAAGCUCCCCGAUAAGCUCCUGUACUGUGCACUGGCUGACAGGGCGCCACACAACGACUUUUUCCAAAAGUUGUCUGAUGAACUGGGGAGAAAAGAGAAAUGGGACGUGUUGCAAAGGAGCAUGGGAAAUAUUUCUGCACCUACACAUGUGAUCUGGGGACGAGAGGAUGACGUAUUGGACGUCUCUGGUGCAGAAGUUGUCCGGGAGGGAGUGCCGAACUGCCGGCUGGACAUCCUUGAUGACUGCGGUCACGUCUUGGUGAACGAGAAGACUCGACAGGCGGUGGCCGUCUUCAUCGACUUCAGAGAAGGAGUUCUGAACGGGUAUAAGAAAUAAGAAGUACUUGAUGAAGCGUACAUGUGGCUAGUAUUUCCGCGAAUGAAUAGUUCAAAUCGUCGCAUUGAGGAUGCUAUGUGAAUGAGAAACUCUAGAAAUGAUGUCUAUUUUCAAAUCGGGCCAGGAACCGCGAGGAGGGUUUGAAAGUCACGUUUGGGACCGAAUUCCUCUCACUGCAGCGCCACCUAGCAGUGGGAAGCAGUAUUGCCAGGAGAAAGGUUACCAUAGAAGAUCGUUGGCAGAUGAAACCUUU